UUAAUUAAUUUAAAUAAUGUCAUUAUUUUAUUAGGGUACUUUAAUUAGAAUAUUUGAUACUACCUCUGGAAUGCUUGUAACUGAAUUAAGAAGAGGUGCCAACCAAGCUAAUAUUUAUUGCAUCAAUUUUAAUUUUGAUUCUUCUCUUAUUUGUGUGUCCAGUGAUCAUGGUACAGUUCAUAUUUUUGCAGUGGAGGACAGUAAAAGAAAUAAACAAUCCAGUUUAGCAUCUGCAACCUUCCUACCUAAAUAUUUUAGUUCUGUUUGGAGCUUCUCCCGUUUUCAAGUGCCUGGUGGGUCACAUUGUAUAUGUGCUUUUGGCACAGAACCUAAUUCAGUUAUUGCAAUAUGUGCUGACGGGAGCUAUUACAAAUUCUUAUUCAAUGCAAAAGGAGAAUGU
This is a messenger RNA of Parasteatoda tepidariorum (common house spider), 400 nucleotides long. Its product is annotated as WD repeat domain phosphoinositide-interacting protein 3. Gene Ontology annotation, molecular function: protein binding. The record is from RefSeq and is a predicted model, not a curated record. Lineage: Eukaryota; Metazoa; Arthropoda; Arachnida; Araneae; Theridiidae.